Molecule: messenger RNA, 912 nt
Organism: Fragaria vesca subsp. vesca
Lineage: Eukaryota; Viridiplantae; Streptophyta; Magnoliopsida; Rosales; Rosaceae
Product: ankyrin-3-like
Exons: 3
Coding region: 1-912 (303 amino acids)
Molecular function (GO): protein binding
Source: RefSeq, a predicted model, not a curated record
AUGGAGUGGAAGACGCCAAACGAGAGCAAUAUUUUUCACAUCGCCGCUGAAUUCAAGCAAAUAGAAUUCUUCAAAAAAGUCCCACUGGACGAGCAAUCAUUUCAGCUCUUUUGGGCCGUCAACAAGAAGGGUGACACUCCACUGCACGUUGCUGCCAGAGCCGGUUGCAAUGAAAUAGUUAGGUUGCUGAUUGAUCAGCCGAAAACGCUGCACAAUGGAAGAGCUGAUCAAGAAAGAGGACAAAGUGAUGGUGAAGCUCAAAAGGAGUUGCUUCAAAUGACUAAUAAGAAUCAAGAUACGGCUCUGCAUGUUGCUACUCGAUAUCGUCACUUCGAAGUUGUCAAGCUGUUAGUGGAGGCCAAUCCUCAACUAUGUGGACUAACUAACAACUCCAACGAAUCCCCGUUGUUCGUCGCUAUUCGUCAGGACUUUCUAGUGGCAGCUGAUGUUUUCAUCAAAAGUUCAGUACCUCCGUCUUUUGAAGGGAUCAAUGGUGUGACAGCUCUGCAUGCCGCCGUUAAUCUUACUGAUAAAGAAGCUGAAGUAAUCGUGAAGGAUCUGGUGGGUAAGUAUCCUGAGACAAUCACAAAAACUGAUCAACUUGGGUGGACACCUUUACAUUAUGCUGCAUUAAGUGGGAACGUUGAAGCUAGUCGAGUGCUGGUGCAAGGUAGUACUUCUGUUACUUAUAUGUUAGACAGAUCUGGAAUGUCCGCUCUCCAUGUUGCGGCCUAUGCAGGCCAAACCAAAGUAAUGGAAGAGUUUAUUCGACGUCGACCUGAUUCUUGUCACUUGGUCAAUCAUAAAGGGCAAACCAUUCUUCAUACUGCAGUCAUGGGAGGAGUGGAGGACAGAGAAGUUCUUGUUAGACUGGUAACAGAUGGGAAAAAGGAAAUCUAUAUACAAAAGUGA